ACGACUACGAAUUAUCAAGUAAAUAUGUAUUGUUUAUUCAUAAAUUCUUAAGAAAAUAAUAACCCUUUUCGACAUAAGGAGUCUUAUGUUAGCCCUGACCCAUCUUUUCUCUCAAAAUGACUGAAAUCGAUGUAAUAGAAUCACUGUAUUUGUGCCGGUGCUGCUUAUGGCGCCCCCCAGACAAGGAUUUGAUGAAGCCUUACACAUUUCUUGGUAAAUCAGAAAUAUUUGCAGAGAUGUUGACUAAAUGCUUCGAUAUACGUCUACCGCUGGAUGACGAUGAUGAGUGUGGGAUCUGCGAGGUGUGCGUGGGACGGCUGCGGGACGCGAGCGACUUCAAGCUGCAAGUGCAGCGCAGCCAGGCCGAGCUGAAGGCACAGCUACGUAAGGUGCUGCGAGCCAUGGAUCAAGUACCAGAGGCUAAAGCGAAGUUGACUCAAAAAGAAGCAAAAGUUACAGUAGAUGAUGACGUCAUAUUGAUAAGUGGAGAAUCAGCCGCGUCAGAGACAGAGAUGCCGGCUGGCGCGUUCAGCGACGAAGAUGCAGCAAAGCGUAUCGGCAUGGGACAGCGCAGCUGAUUCGCAGGCGGGCCCACGGCUGCCUCUGUCCGCCGGCGCCAGGGAGCUGCUCACAAUGGCUUACAACAUGAACCACGAGAGCCUCUCCGAUAUCAAGGAUCUCCACAAUAACCCAGAUUUUUGUCCUAACGAAACUCCGCAGGAGAAAAAUAGAACGCGGAACACCAACGCUGAGCGUAUCUCGCCAAAUCAAAAGUUGAAUAAGAAAAAAAAACAACGAUUUCGUGAAAAUCAAUUUUCAGACAAAAAUAAUUUGAUAACACACAGUCUAACGCAUACGGUGAACGAACAGAAAUCUGCCCCUAACGUUGACGAGACAUAUCACUCUGUAUUCGAUAAAUGGGAAAAAGAAUACACAUCUAAACUGAACUUGAAAAGAAAAUUUCUUAAAUGUAAUACCUGCCUUAAACGGUUUGCACAAAAAGAAGCUUUGGACAAUCAUUUACUGUUUGAUUGCUUUGAAUACUUUUGCGAUUUCUGCAAACGCGGCUUCCAAACUAAACACAAGUUGAUACAUCAUAUGUCCCUUCACAUGGGUAUAAAGACUUGUGAAAUAUGUCAGAAAGACCCCAGAAACAUGAAGAAAUACUUUUGUGGUUCAUGUCAUAAAGGUUUCAUCAAUAAACCGAUGUUGUCAAAACAUUUGCUAACACACGCAAAAAGGAAAUCUUAUGCUUGUGAAGUAUGUAAUAAAGAGUUCCGAUAUAAAACUCAAUUUCAUAUUCAUCUCCUCACACCGGGGCACUUCAGCAGACGUCAUGAAGAAUUCAAAAGUAAAGAACACAUGAACACACACGUGUCUGAAAAACGAUUUUCAGAAAAGCUUGCCGUGAUGAAUUUACUGAAGCAGCCGUCUGACGUAUCAAUUCAGUAUUUAUCCAAAAAAGAAUAUAAAUGUAAAGAAAUCUCUGAUUCUCGUCCGAAAAGUCAAGCAACUCAAUACUUUUGCCAUACUUGUAAAAUACAAUUCACUGAAAAGGAGGAAUUCCUGAACCAUAAAUGUAAAAAGGAGUACUAUUGCAAUUUUUGUUCUAUGUGCUUUACACAAAAAACCGUUUUAACAAAUCAUAUCCGUACACACACAGGCGACAAACCUUAUUCCUGUGAUAUAUGUCAUAAACGAUUCGGACGCACACAUGUAUUGAAAAUGCACAAGCUUAUUCAUAGUGGACUGAAGCCACAUUCUUGUAAUAUUUGCAAUAAGCAAUUUAGACUAAAAACUGCAUUAAAAAACCACGUGCAACGAUUGCACACUGCUAUAAAACCAUAUGCUUGCGAUGUAUGUUUUAAAAGAUUUACUCGAUCGUUUGAACUAAAAUAUCAUUAUAGAACGCACACUGGUGAAAAACCAAAUAUUUGUGAAAUUUGUCAAAUGAAAUUUACUCAACCCAACGCCGUCAGGAGGCAUAUCAUACGUGUUCAUGUUGGAGAAACCUAUCGUAUUCAUAAAACAUAAUUUUAACUAAAGAUGUAUGCUAUACAGUUGUAUCACAGUAUAAUAAAGAUACUGUAUAUUUGA
Messenger RNA from Leguminivora glycinivorella, 2097 nucleotides. Its product is annotated as zinc finger protein 271-like. Lineage: Eukaryota; Metazoa; Arthropoda; Insecta; Lepidoptera; Tortricidae. The coding region runs from base 117 to 578 and encodes 153 amino acids. The record is from RefSeq and is a predicted model, not a curated record. Gene Ontology annotation, cellular component: nucleus. Gene Ontology annotation, molecular function: zinc ion binding; DNA-binding transcription factor activity, RNA polymerase II-specific; RNA polymerase II cis-regulatory region sequence-specific DNA binding. The transcript has 5 exons. Gene Ontology annotation, biological process: regulation of transcription by RNA polymerase II.